AUGGAUUCCUCUCCAGUAAAUCCGUACUUGCUUUUUGAAAGCGCAGAGGAGUUCCGUCCCGUGGAUAAGGUUUUGUAUGCUCUUAAACACCCUAUUGGACAGAAAGACCCAAUGGGUUUACGAAAGCCAAUUCAGCUAAAAGACCAUUGUUACCUCAUUCGCUGUACUGAGGAGCUUCGACGUUUGGUCACCGUACCUGUGACGCCUAAUACAGCGGCAACGUUUAACGAACAAUUUACAGGCUCGCUGUACAGCUCUCCUGAGGCAUCAUGUAUACCUGUGUUUUCUCCGAAAACACAUAGUGCACCUGUAGAGGAUACUCCGAGUCUCGAUGACGAACCAUGGGAUAACAUCUACUCUGGAACAAGUGUCUGGCGUUGGCCUGUGGAAGUGCUAUAUCAGCACUACCAUUUAUUGAUUGCUAUUGAUUUUGGGGUUUCAACCUUUGGGGUUUCAAGGAAUGGAAAGGUAUUAGUUGAUCAUGUCCCAGAUGCCGUACAAGCUCUACUUGAUGUGGUGAAAAAAACACUGCAUACACGUGAACAGGAAGAAAAAGAAAUACGACGUUGGGUUGACAUGCAUGUGGAGGAGCCGGAGCGUAAUAGCAUUCUUCGGCAAGUGUGGAAACCACAAAUUGAUGUUUCUAUUGUCCUUAUAAAUUCACCUAGAUUGGAGGUCAAUGCCCUGCCUUCUAUUUCUCCGACUCUUUCCUCAACUGAAAUGGGACGGGGGACAGACAUGGAAGGACGUCGUCCAUACCUGUUUCCGGUGGGUGCUAUACCAUUUCCUAUCUUUGAUGGUGAUUUCCCCAAUGACACACUGAAUCGUUCUCUCUUGAUUCCCCUCAUGACACGUUGUAACGCUGAGUUGGUGCUGCGCGACGAAACUUUUCUCUCUCGGUUAGAACAACAACUGAGGGCCUACGAAGAGGCAUGCUGCUCGCGGCUACUGGAUGUUUGGCCUGAGCGGAGUUUGUUUGCCUCCAUGGAACACCUGAUACGUUUGAUUCCAGAGCGAUCGCUACAUUGCACAAGUCUCGUGCUCCUUAGUAAUGCCGAUAAAGGUGGAUCACAUAAUAGUUUUUCAUUACUGGAAAGCUCUGUACGGAGAAAAAAUAUCAUCAUAUCUCUUUUGUUCCUGAAUGAGACAAAUCCGUUCCUUGAUUUAAGUACAAAUUCUCUAUCACAGUUUUUGUCGGCCGUGGGAGGCUUCGGAGUUCAUUUUGAUCAGUGGCUCUCACUCGCGGCUCCAAAGCUUAAUAUUGACUGGUGCCGUCGUUUCGGGGGUCCACGUUGCUUGGCGCAGCAGCUAUUUGUGCAACUGGAUACUAAAUUUCCUUUAUGCGUGGAUCAUGUUUCGCCGAAUAUUUUAACGACGUGUGCUGACCGAUCCAGUGAUUCUUGUGUCCUGUACAACUCUGACAAGGUUCUUGAAGAUUUUACUCUGCUUCGUGAGGGUGAUGUUACGACUGCUCUUCGUUGUGUUGCGGAAGCCCGAAUCAACGAAGGAUGGAGCGUUGUAAUGAAUCAUAACAAAGAAACUCCGCAUAUUGCCCAUCUUUAUGCUCGUCUCCAGUGUAAUCUUCGACGUGGAAAACUUUUCAUUUCGUACGAUAUGGAGGUUAGUUAUCCGGUGGUAUAUCGCCGUGUUUUGGUCCAAGGCUCAAAGGAGCUUGUGGAAUACUUUGUGAAGUUAAGGGGUGAUGACAGGGCUGCUAUACCCACACCUGCGGAAAAUAAAACAGGUUGGUUGAUGUACCUUGUAAUCUUGCGCUCUCAAUUACGUCGUUGGAUGCAUGCAGAGCAGGUGGCUCUCCAGUGUCUUUUUGCGUCACGCCAAAUACGCCGGCUCCUUGUGAAGGACAUGCAGGAACUUUCUUUCUCUGAAGGAGUUUCUGAUGGGUGGUCGGCACACUGCAGUGUCCGUUCAAUUGGGUUCUUCUUUUUCUGGGAGGAUGGUCUCUUGCACUGUUUAGACCCCUGUAGAGGGGGCUCAUGGGGCACUAUGCCCUCGGUUUCAGUAUUGGCUCGCCGAGUCCUUGCGGCCACUUUACAAAAGAAGCAUAACCCUUUAUUCCAAGAUGCAAGUGACGCGUUUUUGUCCUUUGUAACUAAUGAAGGAUCCACUUCUUAUGCUGUUCAGCUGUUUCUGCUAGAAAAUGCGUUUGCCAAUGGCCACGAGGGUUUUUUGGCCGCAGCGUUUGAGUGUCGUUUGAGUUUUUUUUUAACGAGUGUUGGCGAAGAGUUACAAGCGCUGGCAGAUAUCAUCGCCGAUGUGAAGGCGGGUGUUUUAUCUACUCCAAAUACUGCAAUUGGUAAGACAACUUUUACCCUUGCGGUGGAGGCUGUGAUCGACGAAACGAACGCGCGGGCUCUUCAGCUCACCUUUUGUACUGUUUCACCGCGUCGACUGGAUCUAAUCUCCAGUUACAUUGAACCACCACCAUGUCGCCGCAGGGUUGCCCCGAACGGGUUGACGUCCCGUAAAGCUUUGCAUUUUAAUUCCUCAAAGAAGUUGUCACCUGAGGAUGAAAUACGGACUGUUCGACAACUGACUUUUCGUUGCUUCCUGACACCGUAUUUGGUAAGUCCAUCCCUGCUCUCUGACGCUAUUGCCUUUUACUGGAUGAUUGGAACUGCUGAAAUGUGGAGGACAUUUGCUGUACCCUCUUUUAAUACCUUUGUUACGCGCCGUGUUCGCAGUGGGUUUCGAUUAUUACAUUGCAUGGAGCCUCGCGAGGCGAUACUGUAUUCCACACGAGUGUGUGGUGAGGAUCAUGUGGUGGAAAUAUUUGACGUUAUUGCAGCACCCUCAGAGAGUGGCGACAGUGAACUUUCGGCGCAGCUGAUUAUUUACAGGUUCAUACGCCCUUUUGAAGUUGCUCUUUCGUCGUUGUACCAACAUGAACUUACUGCGGAUAUUUCAGAAGAUAUUCAGGUUGCUACAGUACUUCAUACGUUUAAGGUGUUUUCUUCGGCAUCGUUGGCAUCAGCAGUUGAUAGUCCGCUGCCUGCUAAAGAGUUGGGUCGGGGAUUCAUUCAACUUGUUCCAAGGCUCGAGUCACUGCUUCCUUUCCUGUCAGCUAGGCAUGCUUACACUAUUACGCUACGCUCCCUCCCAUCACUUGGGGAAAGAGGCGACGACGACCUUCGAGAGGCGGUGGCCCUGUUUGUUUCCUCGCUAGGGGACCGAUCCGCAACAGUUGAUGCGUCUGCUCUUUCUGAAAGUCUGCGACAAAAACUCUGUGGCUUAGACAAUUUGGAUGAAAGCUUCCAAGGACCGAAACAGUUCUUUGCCUCCGUAUUGAUGCUGCUGGAGUGCAAUUAUUUGGCUUUUCUUCUAAUGCCUCGUGUAUGCCAUACUACGACGUUGAAGCGAGCAAAAGGGAUUAAUGUCCAUGCUAUCUCGUUAGACACCACGGCUCUUUUCAAGGGUGUUAUGCGACUUUAUGGUAAGUCAGGUGAGGUUGAAGAGGUGAAUGAGACGCGUUUACCCGACCGUUCUACUUAUGUACUGCUGAAUGCUUUGACCAAGUUGCUCACCUCCUUUUGCUCGCUUUAUCAAGCCUGGAGACUUCUUGAGCAGCAGUGCGACGGUAUGGAGCGCAACGCGGUUAACAAAACUGUUGUUGCGCAAGACGUUCUGAGGACGUUUUCGACGUUUCAGGACUACUGUAAGGAGGUGGAUAUUUCAUAUCUUCUUUUCGUUCAGGAGAGUAAAUGGAAAGAUCGCGGCGGUGAGGUCUCUCUUCACGAGGGGCUGCGUUCGUUGAUCACGUCAAUGGUGCGUUCUAUGUGUCUUCGACCCUUACCGACACAUCCUGCAGUUUUUCUCCCCAUGUACGAGAGAAAUCAGAAUUACGAAGAAGGGCUUACUGGGGAUCUUGCAGCGCAAAAUGCCCUGACGGCAACGCCGUCAGCCGACGCUCUUCAUCAGAAUCCUGCGGUACUUCCAUUUCUCAUGAGGAUCGCACUCUUUCUUGUCUCGGAGGACGGGAGGGACGUGGAUUGCGUUUGUAUCUUCUCACCUGAGCAUGGACCAGAUGAACUGGGGGAUGCGCACGCGCUUUGCUGGUCGCCUAUUGCUUCAAAUAAGUUGCAGCAUGCCUCCCAGAGGCGGCUUCUGAUGCGUUUUUUUGUAAAGACUGCCCCCAAGCAACUCGUGGAUCUCUCGCGUGACACGUACAAUCCACCCGCGGAGGUGAUACAACGCAUCUUUAGAGAACUUUUGCACGAUCGGCAGGAAAUCCCGUUGACCGAGGCGAAGUCACCACCACUUUUUUUUGCCAAGGAAUCAUCUGUAAAGGAGUUAAACUUACUCUCUAGACAGGCCUUGCCAUUUGCCGAGCUACCGACGACGGUGCGACGUUUUUUUUGA
Messenger RNA from Trypanosoma conorhini, 4377 nucleotides. RefSeq lists its product as uncharacterized. The coding region runs from base 1 to 4377 and encodes 1458 amino acids. The transcript has a single exon. Lineage: Eukaryota; Euglenozoa; Kinetoplastea; Trypanosomatida; Trypanosomatidae. The record is from RefSeq and is a predicted model, not a curated record.